Molecule: messenger RNA, 3661 nt
Organism: Bombyx mori (domestic silkworm)
Lineage: Eukaryota; Metazoa; Arthropoda; Insecta; Lepidoptera; Bombycidae
Product: heterogeneous nuclear ribonucleoprotein Q
Exons: 16
Coding region: 897-2753 (618 amino acids)
Cellular component (GO): nucleus; ribonucleoprotein complex
Molecular function (GO): mRNA binding
Source: RefSeq, a predicted model, not a curated record
GUAUGUGAAUUGGAAUGUGUUAGCAUUACAUUUACAUUAAAUUACAAUAAUUUUGAUCCUUUAUUUGAAAUUCUAAUUAGAUAAUAUUCUAUGACGUUUUAUGGACAUUUAAUAAUGAUCUAGUUUCCAGUAGGGAUGAGGUGCUAAAAUUUAAAUUAUUGCAAUAACAAAGGCUGACUGUCAGUGAAUCGAUUAUAAGUACCGAAGGUCAGAGGGUUUGCAAGUGUGUGUAUGUAUGCAAGUAUGCAGGCGAGCUCAGUGCGGCGUUGCUGCUGCACGCCUGCACCGGCGGUUGCAACACCCUCCCCCCUUCGUUCUCGGCUUCUCACUCGACGCCGUCUUGCCGCUAGCCUGUCUCACCUCGCGGCCGGCAGCCUUGCGCGACGCGCCGCGCUCUUUCACAUUCAAAAUUAUUCACAACCAUUGCAAAAACUCUCUGUGCAAUAAUAAAAAAUACAUUAUCGGUCAUUGCGGCUGUCAUUAGGUUUAUAACAGAGAGAUUAGAAAUUUAUCAACAGAAUUCAUUGUGCAAAUUUUAGUGGCCUUAAAAGUUUGAAUGCACUCCUCGUUGCAUAUCCCGCGAACGCGCCUCGUUAUGAGAACCCCGUAGGUAUUGGCGGUCACGUUGACGUCGCGCGGACCGCGGUGCCGCCAUAUCUGUCUCGGCCACAACUAGCAAAAUUAAUAGGCCCAAAAUUGUGUUCAUCUCUAAUCAUAGAAAUUCAAUAACCCGCGCAUUCGCUUUUUGAAAUUCGCCUUCACCCGGAUGGAAUGAGGAGUGCACAAUCUUAUUGUUUCACUGUUUCAUAUGUUUGAACAUCUUUUGUUUUUUUGUUUUUCGGACGAUUAGAGAAUUGUCAUUUUGUUACAAAAUUACAAAAAUUGUAAAAUAAAGAAUGGCGGAGGGCAAUGGAGAAAUAUCCUAUGAUGAGGUAGCUGGGAAGGAUUCUGAUGUUGGCCGGACAGAAGAUUACCACAAACUUAUUGAGUAUGGCUUGGAUCCUAAGGUAGCCGCCAAGCUCGACGACAUUUAUAAGACUGGAAAGCUAGCGCACGCAGAGUUGGACGAGCGUGCUCUAGAUGCCUUAAAAGAAUUUCCAUCCGACGGUGCUUUAAGUGUUCUUGGACAAUUUUUAGAUUCAAAUCUCGAACAUGUAUCCAAUAAAAGUGCUUUUUUGUGUGGAGUUAUGAAGACCUAUAGACAGAAAAGUCGGGCGGGCGUUCCCGGUGCUCCCGCUCUGACUCCGACUGUGCAGGUCAAGGGCCCCGACGAGGAGAAGAUAAAGCAAAUCUUGGCCCGAACCGGUUACACGUUAGAUGUGACUACAGGUCAACGCAAGUAUGGGGGUCCGCCGCCCGGGUGGGAGGGGGGCACGCCGGGCGCCGGCUGCGAGGUGUUCUGCGGCAAGAUCCCCAAGGACAUGUACGAGGACGAACUCAUACCGCUGUUCGAACGCUGCGGCACUAUCUGGGACCUGCGACUCAUGAUGGACCCCAUGACGGGUGCCAACCGCGGCUACGCCUUCGUCACCUUCACCACCAGGGACGCCACGCAGCGGGCCGUGCACGAGCUGAAUGAUUAUGAAAUUCGAAAGGGGAAAAAGAUUGGCGUUACCGUUUCCUUUAACAAUCACCGGUUAUUCGUGGGGAAUAUUCCCAAGAAUCGAGAUCGGGACGAAUUGUUUGAGGAGUUUUCUAAGCACGCACCUGGCCUCGUUGAAGUCAUUAUAUAUAGUUCGCCCGAUGACAAGAAGAAAAAUAGAGGAUUUUGUUUUUUGGAAUACGAGUCUCACAAAGCGGCUUCGCUGGCCAAGCGCAGACUCGGCACCGGGAGGAUAAAGCAGGUUUGGGGCUGUGAUAUUAUAGUCGACUGGGCUGACCCUCAAGAAGAACCCGACGAGCAGACCAUGAGCAAAGUGAAGGUGCUGUACGUGCGGAACCUGACUCAGGACAUUACGGAGGAGGCGCUAAAAGAAGAGUUCGAGCACUACGGGAACGUGGAGCGAGUUAAGAAGAUCAAGGACUAUGCCUUCGUGCACUUCGACGACAGGGACUGCGCGGUGAAGGCGAUGCAAGAAUUGGACGGGAAAGACCUGGGAGGAUCCCGCUUGGAGGUGUCACUGGCGAAACCACCUUCGGACAAGAAGAAGAAGGAGGAGAUCCUACGUGCUCGCGAACGUCGUAUGAUGCAGAUGAUACACGGACGCUCUGGGUUCGACUGGUGCGGGUGCUCGCCGCCGCACGCCAUGCGGGGCCGCACGCCGCAGCAGGCGCCGCGCCCGCAGCACGCCCGCCCCGACUACGAUUAUGAUUACGACUAUUACGGAUACGGUGAUUACCGAGGUGGCUACAAUGAGCCGUUUUACCGGUACGAUGAGUUCUAUUUUGAUUACGCGGGGCCGCCGCAACCGUCCGCCGUCCGCCAGCCUCCCAACAGACCGCAGCCGGACGACGAGCUCGGCCUAGGAGCCAACUCACUUUACUACGACCUAACCGGAGGCACUCAGGCUGGGUCAUGUGGGACGGGCGGUCGGUGGGCGCGACGCGGGGGCGCGGCUGGGGCCCGUGGUGGUGCUCGCCGCGCCGCACGUGGCCGGCGCACGCCCAGCGCCACCCCUGGCAACCCGCGCGCCAACCCAAGUUUACCAGGUAAACGCAAGCACGACGGGGGUCACGAGAACCAAGGGGGAGAGUCGAAGCGGCGGCUGGGCGCGACGGCGUGCGGGUGGGGGUCGCCGGCGGCCGCGAGCUAGUGCCGUCCCCCGCCCCGGCCCCGCCCCCGCCGCCGCCCGCCCUCGCCCCCGCCGGCGCCAUUCGCGGUGAGCCCCCGCUUGGAGCACUACAAACUGUGCGGGGGAGCACUUGCCGCGUCCCCAGCGCCAGCCGCGAGGGUCCCCGACCCCUUAUUUUUUCUAUAUAUGUGUUUUUUUAUUUGAUUUUCAAGUUUUCGAUUUUGUAUCGCAUCGAUUCCGUAAAAAUCUUAAAGUAGGACGUUAUGAAAUGUUUCGAUUGUAAGUUUUCCGUUAUGCUUAUGUUUUGUCUGUCGUAUCGUAUCGGCCGUAUAUAUAUUUGUUUGAUAUGUAAGGUAGGGGCGACGCGCGGCUGCGGUUUCCUGUUUGCGUCCGCGCGCUCGACUCUGGAAACCCUCGACUGUCUGUUUUUUUUUAAUACAUGUUAUUCGAUAUAUUUUAUUCCUGCGAACGCAUUUUGCGAUGUGAUGUGUAUUUUAGCAGUAAUUAUUAUAUUGUAAGAAGUUUGACUGUUGUUUUUUGACACACUUACAACAUAGGGUUACACAUGAUGAAUCGAAUGUAAUAAUGAACUGUGACGACAGCGGCGACUGCGGCUGAGACGCGAUGAUGAACCACCUUUUUUGUACUCGACAACAUUUCCGACUGUGUUCCUGCUUUAGUUUUUUGCUUUAUUUUUAUUACAUAUUUCCCUUAAAGUAAAAUGCAUUAGUGUGAGGGAGAGUAGUAUUGUAAAAGUUCAGGAUUCCUGUAUGUUUAUUAUGUAAUGAUGCUGUACUAAACUUUGUUUUUGUAUUCUCGACCACAUGGCACGUCCGUACGUACGUACUGUUGGAACUCUGACUUGUAACGACAAUCUUGUAUCAGUUUAAUAUGUGGAAUAAAAUUGCAAAACUGUGUUUGCCUUAUUA